AUGUUGAAAAGUAGUUUUAAAACAUUAUUAAGAUUUUCUCAGCAAUGUGCAAAAAAUUGUUACAAAAAUAGAAAUGAUAUACUAAUUUCAAAAAAAAAUUAUUUUAGUAAUAUAACUUAUAAAGGAUAUAGGACAUAUAAUAUCAAAUAUUUAAACAUUCCUUUUUUUAGAUAUAAUUUUAGCCUUAUACUUAAUAAAAGUAUAAGCACAAAAAGAAGAAGGUAUUUUAAAAUAAGAAAACAUCAAAAAAAAAAGUAUAAAAAAAAAAGAAUGGGUUUGUCUACUAUUCCAUGGAUACCAAGUAAAGAGAAAACAAUAACAUAUAAAUUACCACGUCAAAGCAAGUUAAUAAAUAAAAGAUUUAUGAGAGACAAAAAAGGUGGUCGUAGAUACCGUUUAAAAAAACAAAGAUGA
Plasmodium relictum is the source of this 414-nucleotide messenger RNA. Its product is annotated as conserved Plasmodium protein, unknown function. The transcript has a single exon. The record is from RefSeq and is a predicted model, not a curated record. Bases 1 to 414 code for a protein of 137 amino acids. Lineage: Eukaryota; Apicomplexa; Aconoidasida; Haemosporida; Plasmodiidae.